AUGGGGUUAGCUUAUCAUUCGCUCGAGCUUUAUCGAAUUAAUGGAAGUAAAGACAAACUCUACCUCAGCACUGACGAUCUUUUCGGCGAAUACUUGGCAGUUGUCUUAGAGCAGAAACUUCCACGUUCAAACUCGAACUCCAAGUUCUCAGAAGAGGCCGACUCAGAUUUUCCUUUUCUGACAGAUCAUCAUCAUCACAACUACACGCAGUUACUUGGUUUUUCCGAGAUCGAAACAACAAAGCGAUUUUUCAACAUAACACGAUACAUAUCUCUACGAAACAAGAAAACCGGAUCUUUCUUGCCCUUCAAAAUAUGGUCUUUCGCUGCGAUGACCAGUAUCGCCAUGCUCUCAGGAGUGUUCCUCCUAGUGUUUAUUGGAAAACUGCGAGGAAUGAGAAACAACGUAAAUGUCCUUGAAUGGAACAUUCUCAUUGCAGCGAUGAUUUAUCAAUGCUUGCCCUUCGUUCACAACGGCGACCAUUCCACUGCAAUUUACUCGUUCUUGCUUCAACUGGAAAACUACACCAAGAUUCUAUUCCGCAUUUUAAUGGCACUUCGAAUAUUUUAUUUCAUCUCAGCAAUCAAUUCUUAUACGCUUAGUUACUGGGAUCGCCGUCGACUUGACGACAUUUUCGACAAUGGAAAGACUGUUGCGUAUGUCGAUGUAAGCGAAGAAAGAAAAGAAGAAAUGAGAAACAUCAUCGAAGUCAUUUCAGCAAGCGACAAGCAACGUGCACUGCGGAUAAUGACUCUUUUGGAAAUCAUCGACGAGAAACUUCAACGCCACAUCAAAGUGCAAAUUGAGAAGAAAGAAACGCUCGACAGGGAAAUCGAAGGAGAAGAAGAAACAACCUUCUCAAACCUCUCUUCUCUGCGACAUCGACCUAUCAUCCCUUUUGUUGAACAAUAA
Molecule: messenger RNA, 912 nt
Organism: Oikopleura dioica
Lineage: Eukaryota; Metazoa; Chordata; Appendicularia; Copelata; Oikopleuridae
Source: the annotation of a GenBank genome assembly